GGCUCCUUCUCCUCCUCACACCCUCAACAUCCCUUCUGGCACCUGGGUUUGGAGUCCCAAUCCUGCAGGGACCCCAGCUCCCCCAUCCUUGCAAGGAGCCUCGAGAAGCUCCUGGGGAGCCCAAACCAUCCCAGCAGAAGGUGCCUGCCAGCACCGGGCUGGGGGUGCUGUGGGUGCUGACCCUGUUCUGCUUCCCCUUCCAGAGAAGAGGGUGCCCAUGCGCAUCCUGUACGAGCAGUACAAGGACAGCCUGACCCAGGACAACCUCAUCAAGGUGGUGGCUCUCCUGACUGAUCACCAGACCGGCGACGUCAUGGUGGCUGUCAGGGAUGUCUAUGUUGAGAAUCCGCCAAUCAAGAUCAGGAUUUUAGGAGAGCCGAUGCAGAAUCGGAAGCUGGUGGCAGAGAUCAGCAUGGUGAACCCCCUUGAAGUGCCUCUGAGCAACUGUGUGUUCGUGGUGGAGGGCUCCGGCCUCACCCAUGGGCAGCGGGUCAAGCAGCUUGAGGAGCCGGUGGAGCCGCAGGCGGAGGCCAAGUUCCGUCUGGAUCUGAUGCCGCACCAGUCAGGGCUCCAGAAGCUGAUGGUGGACUUCGAGAGCGACCAGCUGAGGGGGGUGAAGGGCUACCGCAACGUCAUCAUCGCGCCCCAGCCCAUGUGAGCAGCUGCCGUGGUCCCCGAGCUGCAGAAACCCUGCCUCACUGGCCCCCCACUCGCUUUAGCCCAAGAUGGUCCCAGGGAACCAAAGGACUGCCGGAGCCCAGCCUGACCCCGCUCCAGUGGCAGCGGUGCCACGCUCCUCCCCGGGAGCAGGGACAGGACAAAGGAGCUGGUGGCACUGCAGGGCUCCAGGGGCAGCCGCUCGCUUCACCGUUGUUCCCUCACCCUGUGGGGUGGAAGCAUCCCUGUCCUGCCUGUCCCCCAGCACUGGGCACAGCCGGGACCCCAGUGCAGCCCCCUCCUCUUUGCUGUGCUGGCAGCCCCAGCCCCCAGAGCCCAUUUCACAGAGGCAGCAGCAGAACGACCCCCUCCAGCCCCGACUGCACCCGCCGUCGCAAUUCUCUGACUGCAGCUCGGUAGAGAGAGAUUGUAUACUGUGAGCACAAAGCUGUCUAUACACCAUAUAUACAUACAGAACAAACCUAUAAAUACAUACUGCAAAUAACCUGCUGCUUGGGUACAGCCAGGCAUUGGCUUCCAUAACCAUCCUGGCACUGCAGAGACUGCAGGGAGGGAUGGGACGUUACCUUGACACAAACCAACCAUGCAAACACUGAAUAAAAAUUCUAUUUUUCACUUUUAAA
Molecule: messenger RNA, 1301 nt
Organism: Pipra filicauda (Wire-tailed manakin)
Lineage: Eukaryota; Metazoa; Chordata; Aves; Passeriformes; Pipridae
Gene: TGM2
Product: transglutaminase 2
Exons: 3
Coding region: 218-658 (146 amino acids)
Biological process (GO): peptide cross-linking
Molecular function (GO): protein-glutamine gamma-glutamyltransferase activity
Source: RefSeq, a predicted model, not a curated record